AUGGAGGAGUUAAAAGACAACAGUUUGCAUUUAACUGCAGACAAAUUAGCAGAAGAACUACAUAACAUGGAUAACUUUAAUAGAUUUUAUGAAGAUUUUCAGGUAUAGUACACAAGUAUUUUAUAAUCGUAUAUCUAUCUACCUUAAUACAUAGAUAAUUUAAAAAUUAUUUCAUGUAUGAAAGUAAUAUUUUGUAGAUACCUGAGUAAUGAAUGCGCUUUUUCUUUUUUAACAAAUUCAAUUUUUAUUUUAGAAUAAAAUUAUCAGCCUUGUAUAGGCUAAUACCCAAUAUUUUUUUCAAAAAUAAAUAAUUUAAAAAAUCAAAUAAAAAAAUACGGACAUACUUCACGUCUUUGUAUGAUAGUUGGGCCACUGUUAAAGGUGAGACGCUGGAUAGGUAGGAUAUAGAAGGAAAUUUAAUUUACAUCUGUUCUUAUUGCUUAACGAUAAACCAUUGCUAACAAAAAACAAUUCGGAACGCAGUUUCUUUUAUACGUGUACGUACAUGUCCCCGUUUUUUCCAACGAUUAUGAAAACUGCUUGGAAAAUCAAAAAAUUUGUACUACUUAAAUAAAAUUUCCUUUCGAGAAAGGUUCUACACUCGAAGCAAGAUUACUGGUACAAAUUCACUAAACUGGUACCUAUUCACAAAUUGUUAAUAUUAUUGUAAAACGCUCAGAGUCUAAAAUUUUACAUUAUCAUAGUAAAACCAAAACUAAUAAAUAAUAUUAUUAUUCUAUUUAUUCAGUUAUACAUUAAAAAAUAUUGUAUAUAUUAUAGAACUAAAAAUUCUCAUUAUUCAUUAUAAUAUUACAUUUUUCACCAUUUAGUUGUAUUUUUCUUCCUAUUAUCCUUCAUCUUCAACCCAACUAUUUUGAGUCUGUCACCUGUAUCUUAAACUUCCAUUUUACCCUAUCCCUCACAUCAUCCUUGCAUACAAGACUGUCCUUGUCCCUUAUUUCAUUCUCAAUCGCAUUUAAAUACUUCUUUUUUUGAUCUUCCUCUUCCCCUAUAUCUGAUUAACACUUUUUUUUACAUAAAAUAAUUAAUUUGUGAUCAAUUCCACUAACUCUUAGGAGUUAAAUAGUACUCUUUUUCUAAAAUACAUGUUAAUAACUGAAUAGGUCAUAAUAUGGUAAUAUGCUUACUCAAAAAUCACAGUCGUAGUUAAAAUAUAGGCAUAAAAUAAGUAGUGUCUGUAUAUAAACAAUGCUGUUAUUUUAUUUCAACUAUUUACCUAAUAAUAUAUUUGUUUUACAUUUUAUGCAUUAGGUGUUAGCUGCAUCUCAUGACGUAUCCUUAUACGAGUUUAAAAACAAUUUAGUUCAAGCUGUGAAUAAAGGUAAUAUGGAAACAAAUCUCCGAAACGCUAUAUUUCAUUGGUUAAGAAAUCAUGAAAACAAUCAACAGUCGGUGAUUAGGGAUGAAAUUACAAGUAGAGAAUCGUUAGAUUAUUUGAAGAAAGCCCAAGUAAUGUACAUAAUAUUAUGUUUACGUACAAUAUUAUUAUGAAAUAAUACAAUUUUAUAACUACCUAUUGUUUCUUUAAACACAGAUAACGUGGGAAAAAAGGAUACAAAAAUCAUUGGAAUCUUUAUGUAAAGAAAUAGGUAUAAAUUCAUCUUGUUAUAGAUCGAGAGGAGAUCAAGAAGAAAUGUUACAAAAAUGGAACGAACUCAGUACAUAUAAUACAAGUAAAAUAUUUUAUUAUUUUUAAUGUGUGCUAAUUUAAAAAAACAAUAAAAGAAAGGACAGACAUACUUCGCACGUGGGUGCAGCUACUGUUGUAGGUGGAAAGUUAGGAAGCAGCGAUGUGUAUGCAACCAUAAACCAUUGCUUACGAAAAAGACGAUUCUGAGCAGAGUUCAGUUGAUAGUGUUGCUUUGCCAACAAUAAAAUAUAUAGUAUAUAUCAUAUUAUGGUAAAAUGAUUAUAACAAUAUACGUUUUUAUGAUAACAAUAAUUGUUUAAAAAAUAUUAAAAUGAUAAAAACUUAUAAUAAUAAUAAAAAAUAAAUAAAUACGAUUGCCAAUGACAACCUUAUUUUUAAUCUCUCAAUAUUUUUUAACCUAGACUAAAUUUUUUCUCAUUUAUAGACGUUUUAAUCUUGCGAGUUUUUCACGUUAUUUUUAUUCGGUAGGUAGGUACUCUGUGGAUAAAACUGUUAGACCUAACAGAAAUGUUUGAAAAUUUAACAGGAAAUUCAUUAUAAGUCGUACUUAGUGUUCACCAAAAAAAAAAAAUUUUGUGUAAUAUAGAAUUUUAAUAUCAAAUUUUGACGAAAAUCAUAAAUAUUACAGCCUUUCAAAACAUGUAUAACCGAUCUCCGCUCAAAAUAGUUUUUUGUUUGUAAUGAUUAAACGUUGCGUACAGAUAUAUAUUAUAUUUUCCUUUAUAUCCUACCUUCCCAAAUUUCCAUCUUCAACAGUGGCCCACCAAUCGUGCGAAAUAUGUCCGUAUUUUUAUUUUUUAUUUUUAUAAUCUGCAUAGGUAAUGUUUAUGCAUAUCAUUUUAUUUUUAAGGUUUAGAAAGAUUGAGACCAGUGUAUGCACCAAAAGAUUUUUUAGAAGUACUAUUUUCGUUGCAUAAUCCUAACUAUCGGAUGAUAUCGUGAGUACAUGUAGGCAAUUUAUAUAUACAAUACCUUUGCAUACAUUUUCCCAGAAGAAAAAAAUGAUUUGAUAACAAAAAAAUAUUUAUGAACAUUCUAUUAUUAUAAUAUAUUUUUUCACUACUUUAGAGAAAUUAAAAAAUUAUGCUAACAAACUUAUGAAAAAUACCAGUUAAUUACUAUAAAAAUAACAAAAUUAUUAUAUGUUAGUAAUUACUAAUUUAUAAUACUGUGAAUUACUAUAUACCCAUACAAUAUAUUAUUUUUUAAAUUUUCCAAUUAGAUUUCUCUUUCUAAUUUGAAGUUAAAAUCAAUUGCAAAAAUCAUCUAAAUAUAUUCAUUUACUGGGAUUUUAUAAAAAAAAAAAAUGCUGGUUAUUUCUAUUCUAAAUACUCCCACAUUACACCUUAUAUUUAUCGACAAAUGUAAAAAUACUAAUUAAAUCAUAUAUUUAGAGACGAUAUGAUUUGGGACUUUACAUACUUACCGCUCAAAGUUAAAACCCUUUCAGAACUAGUAAGUUUUUAAAAAUAAUAUUAUAUUUUAACAAACUGUGACCUAUCUAAAAUAUUCUCCAAGGAAGGAUAUGUCACUGUUAAAGAAGACACUAGUUACAAUUAUACACGCAUAAUAAUUUUAUUUUUUGAUUUUAGAGAUACCAUUACAAAGAUUUGGCCACAGCUGAUUUGCUAUUAGGUUUAUCAACAUUAACAACGGGGGCAGGUAGUUCACUGUCACAAGGAGAACAAGACAGAAUUAUUAGAGGAGAAGAAGGUAAAAUAAAAAUUAUAAUUUGUAUAAUUAUUAUAAUAAAUUAUAAGAUUUAGUUAAAAGUAUAUAAGUUUUUAGUUUUAGCACAUCAAGAUUCACCAUUAUGUCGAGAGUUUUUAAAAUUGGGUGCACCGCGCAGUCUCCGGGGUAGACUCUGGUCACAAAUACUUGGAUCUAAUGCGAAGUCGUCGGUAAAUUAAAAUUGUUUAGGUACUAUUUUUUAGUCUCUAUUAAGUGAUUCAAUGAACAGGAACAAAAAAGUUAUUAACUUGUGUAGUAAUUUAUUAUAUUUAUUGUAGGAAUAUGAUUACUUGGAACUCAAACAACGUGUAUUACAUUAUGAUAUUUUGAUAGACAAAUUGAUCACGAAGGAUGUUCAACUGACAGCAUGCAAUGACGACCAGUACUUUGUGUUCGAAGACGUCUUGUAUCAGGUAAUAUUUGAAAACAAUUUGUAUCAAAAUAAUGUGUCAUUUAAUGAACACUAUAAUUAUUACAUAAACUUACCUUACUUCUUCUCCUUCUUCAAUUUCAAAACAACUAUUUGGGAUCGGCCACCCUCAUCCUAAACGUCUACUUGACCCGAUCUAUCACAUCAUCCUCUCAUACACUCACAUAUUUUCUCGCCUCCAGCCACACCUUUUUCAUUCUUCCUCUCUCCCUCUAUCCCUCUUUCCUCUUAUGUUUAUUCUCAUUACAAUUCUUACUGCUUCUGAUCCCUUUCUCCUCGUGAUAUGCCCAAACCAUCUCAGUCUAUUUUCUCUCAUUUUGUCUAAAUAUCGAAAUAAACUUACUUUACCCAUCUACCUAAAUAUUUGUUUAGAUAAUGUUGUGUUUUACUCGUGACACUGGUGUGUUGUCCGUAUUUAAUAGUUCGACUAGCCGUCCGAUUUUAAUGUGGUUGAUAAGUAAACCACUUAAGGAGACGACGUAUCCUUCAAAUGGCAUAAUACCUUUUCACGGUUUCACAAUGUACGGUAAGCACAAUAGCAUAGAACAUAGAGAAAUUAUAAAGAAUUUUAUUCCCCUCACCCAAACUUGAGUCUUAACUUUAAAUUUUUUAAGUUAUACAUUAAUUUUGCUUGUUUUUUGUGAAAAAAAAUAUAAUCUAUACUAGUUAUUGAUUUAUUAAAUGCCUAGGUACCUAAAUUGAAUAAUAUUCUCAUUUUUAAUAUGAUGUAGAGAGCUUUUUUCAUCCUAUAAACGAUAAUUAAGAAUAUCUGUACAAAUCUAUCCAUAACAAAAUAAAACAUUCAUAAAAUAUAAAAGCACAAUUUGCUGGUAACAUUUACGAGUAUUUUAUACAAUAAUUCAUAUAAAUUUAUUUAAUUUUAUACUCGUAUUUUAUAUUAUUAUUAUAUUCAAAUAAAACAUAAUACACACUAUAUAACAUAAACAAGUCAUGAAAUAUCAUAAUAUUAUUAAUACAGUGAUAUGGCACUGAUAUAUGGACCUGUACAGAGUAAUUAAAAUGAUACAUAGUAUGUUUAAUUUCGAGAGCCAACGAUCUAGUAUUCGAUUGAACGGUUGAUCAAUUGACCCUUUAACCCCCCCCCCCCUCUUAAAAAAACCUUACUGCCUAUUGGACACCCAAUUGAAAAAAGUAAUUGUGUCUGUUUUGUACAAACAUAUUUUUACUACUGAAAAUUAUUUUUUUAGCUAAAAUAAUUACAUUAACUACAUUAAUUAUUUAUUUAUUUUAUUUGUUAAUAAUUAACGAACUGUAUCCUUUAAAUACAAUAGGUAAAUACAUUUAGAAUAUAGAAAUAAUAAUAAUAAUAAUUAAUAAUGGCAAUAAAAUACGAUUAUAUAGUAAAUGAAAUUACAGGAAUGAUAAUUAAACAAGAAAGAAAGGAUCUUCAUUGACGCUAGAUAUUAAUAAUCUCAUUAGUUUGUAUUUAAAUUGGGAAAUUUGAAAGUGGAUAUUGGUGUAAAGUAAAAAAUUGUAAAACUUAACAAUUUCUAAGAGAUAAGAGAACGAGAAAGUCUAUGGUAUUUAAUAAUAAACCAUUCAAAAAAGUGACAAAAGACAGUAAGGUCGUCAUGAAGACAUUGAAUGCCUAAAAUACAACUUGCAUAUCUUAAGAAUUUAUGUUGGAUUCUUUCAAGCUGAAUAAAACCAUUAGCAUUAUUAGAAUCUCAAAUUAGUGAACUGAAUUCUAUUCCUUACUAAGGCACAAUCAGUGGCGUGCUCAGCUUUUUCCUAUGAGGGGGGGAUGAACUGUAUUUUUUUUUGUUGAUAGCUAUAUAGACAAAUUUACAAAAUUUACUUAUUAGUUAUUGGUUAUUGGUAUAUACAUAGAUAUUUUAGAAGUAGACAGUUAGGAACAAAUUACACUGUUAAUAUAUAAAUAUUUUUUUUUGAUUCUGAGUGUAGCGAAGAAUUUAUUGGUUUUACAAAGAUUAGAUUUAUUUUAAGAAAGAUUUAUUUUUUUAUACUGUAUACAAAAAUUCUAUCAGAAAUUUUGCUCUGAUGUAUACGAUGCAAACCCUUUUCUGAAAGGAAAUUUUCUUGAUGUGGUACUUUAGAGUAGUUAUUUUUUGAUUUUCCCAGCAGUUUUCCCAAUAAAAGAGAAAAAAUGGGGAAAAAUGUAAGAAAAACGGAAAGUUUAUGAAAAUAAUGCUAAUAUUAUUUUUUUAUUUUUUUAUUUACUGUAAUUCAGUUAGAAAUAUUCGUAGAAACUUGAAAUUUAAAAAGAAAACUUAUAUUUUUCUGAACGUGAUAAAAUUUUUAAAAAUUACAGCCAUUUUCGAGUUAUUUAUAGAUAUUUUAAUUUUGAGAGUUUUAUACGUAAUUUGUAGUCAGUAGGUACUCUGUGGUAAAAUUGUUAGACUUGAACAGAAAUUCUUCAAAAUUUAACAGGAGUUUCAUUAAAAGUCUUAUUUUGUAGUUAAAAAAAAAAAAAAAAUUGAGUUAAAUGUAGUUUUUUUUAUAAUAUCGAACUUUGAUAAAAAUUGUUUGAGUAAAAAAUUAUGCAGAACAAAUCUAAUUUUUCAAUUGAAGAAAUUGAAAUAUAAUUUAAAUCUUCAAUUAAUAUAAUUAAUUUAUAUAAUAUUACUUACUGCAAAUAUGUAGGUAUAUCUAUUUUCCAAAUAAAAACCCACAUGUAAUUUUACACCUUCCAUCAAUCAAUAUAGGUGUAUAAAAUUUCACACAAACUCGUCAUAUUAUUAAUUAAAAAUAAAAUAUUUUUUAUAGCUGCUCCAGUUUGUUACUUAUUCAACGACCCUGUUCCUUUAUACUUCACGUUCAGAGCAUUCUACCAACGAUACUGGUUCAGAUUACAUAAAAUAAGUUCGCAUCCACAAGGUAUACUAGGAUUAUGCAUUUUGUUUCAAAGACUUUUGCAGAGACACGAGACCAAAAUAUGGUCACAUUUCAUGAGCAACAAUAUUCACCCGUAAAUAUCAUACAAGUGUACAUAUACAUUAUAUUAUAUAAAUUUAAAAAAUAAUUACCUCGUGCUAUUAUAGCAUCAGGGUGGUUUUCAAAUGGCUCAUAAAAGGUUUCAGUGGAUUUUUACUCCCGGAACAAUUGCUCAACCUGUGGGAUAUGAUUCUAGCUUACGAUUCUUUAGAGGUAUUACCACUUUUGGCUGUUGCUAUUUUAAGUUUCAGAAAAGACAAUUUACUUCAAGUAAACACUUUACCAAAUAUUGAGGUGAGUAUUAUUUUGGUUAUAUUAAAUUGAAUAAUGUGCGUGUCUAUUAUUGUUGUUAUAUUAUAAAAAGGGAAAAUAUUUUUUGUUUUUUUCUAGUCGCUUCUGGUUGAUUUAUCAUCGCUGAAUGUAUUGUCUCUAUUACAAUUUACACUUAAAGGACCAAUAAAAAUGUAA
This is a messenger RNA of Cinara cedri, 7217 nucleotides long. NCBI's taxonomy places the organism in Eukaryota, Metazoa, Arthropoda, Insecta, Hemiptera, Aphididae. The record is from the annotation of a GenBank genome assembly.